AUGCCUGAAAAUAAGCCUGGCAUCAAAGGCUUUCCAGAACUAAGCUUUGUGGACAACCUGCAGGCCAAACAGCAGACAAAUGAGCAGAGCUCCUUCAGCCUACUCAGAGAGAGUGGGAUCUUCCUAACUUUGGCAAAAAUCCUGAAGGGCAAUCCACGAUGUGCAGUGAAAGCAGCCCAGGUGCUUUCAGAGAUAGCCAGGAAUGAGGAAAUGAAGAAACCAUGUAUUGAAGCAGAUUUGGUUCUAACUUUGAUACCUUUCCUGGAGAGCACAGACCAAGAAAUGUUGCUUCAUGCUGGCAGGGCUAUUGGCCGUAUCUGUUAUGAUAAUCGGGAUCUCCAGGAAGAGCUGGUGAAGGUAGGAGUAAUCACACCACUAGUCCGAAUAUUAACAGACUAUGCAGAGAACGAACCACUUGUUCAUGUUGAUCUAUUGGCCUUAUGCAAUCUUGCAUACCUUGAUACAGCCAAGGAAGCUCUAAGCAAGACAAAGGUUGCUGAACAGCUGGUGAAACAACUGAGAAGAGCAGAGAACCAUGAGAGGUUAGAAAUUGUCUUUGAGGUCCUGCAAGCACUUGCAGAAAAUGACUCUCUGAAAGUGCAGCUGGUGGAGGCAGGUGUGCAAGAGGUGCUGUCUGAGAUCCUGCUGAGGCUCCAGGGCACUUCACAAGCUGAAGAUACAUGCAUUGUGAAGGCUGCAUCAGAUCUCAUUGUCUCACUGCUUCUUGGAGAUAAGUACAUGCAGAAGGUUUUUGCUAAGGGAUGUGGCAUCACCUCCCAGAAUGUUGUCACUUACAUCACAUCCAGACACAUGCAGCUACAGACAGGAGCAAAGGCUAUUGCUAAUUUUACAAAAAAUGAUGGCAACUGCAUACGAAUGAUACAGCUGGGAGUCAUACAUCAGCUUCUGGAUCUUUUGGAGAAACAUGUAGAGAGCGGGGACGUCUCUGUUCAACACGCUGCACUCAGUGCACUUCGAAACCUUGCUAUACCAGUUGUUAACAAGGUUCAAAUGCUGGAAGAAGGUGUGGCAGAACGGAUUCAGGCACUUCUAAGGUCAGAGAUGCCUCCUGUGCAGUUUAAACUUCUUGGAACACUACGGAUGUUAGCAGAUGGUCAAGCUGAUGCAGCUGAAAUCUUGGGCCAAGACCCCAUGCUACUCAACAGACUUGUGCAGUGGUGCGAUGUCAACGACCACACUGGUGUUCAUGGAGAAGCAAAUCGACUGCUGGCAUCAAUCUUGCGUCACAACAGAUCCCAAGAAGUGGUCAAAGCCAUCCAGGAGGCACAAGGAGUGAAGCAUCUGGUUUCCAUGACAACAAGUGAACAUGCUGCCAUGCAGAAUGAGGCUCUGAAUGCCUUGGCAAUAGCGUCUGCAAUCGAUUUAGAAACCCUUGAAGAAUCUUUCAAGGAAUCACAACUAGUUCAAAGCUUACACAAACUUCUACAAGAUGAUAAUACAAGUCCUGAGGUGAAAUACAAUUCAAUGGGUCUUUUGUGCAGGCUUCUUAAUUCAGGUGAUCUGAGACAAGAAAUAGAAGAGGACAAGAUUAAAGAAACUCUCGAACAACUUUGCAAUCACAGUAAUGCAAAUGUGGUCAAGGAAGCUGUUACAACAUUACAGGUUUUGAGAGGAGAGACACCCCACUAGUCUCCCUUCUUCCCCACAGCAACCCUGCACUGCUGCUGAAGCAAAUGCAAUAAACACCAGCUUUGCCA
Messenger RNA from Pterocles gutturalis (yellow-throated sandgrouse), 1718 nucleotides. Its product is annotated as rap1 GTPase-GDP dissociation stimulator 1-like. Gene Ontology annotation, biological process: positive regulation of GTPase activity. NCBI's taxonomy places the organism in Eukaryota, Metazoa, Chordata, Aves, Pterocliformes, Pteroclidae. Gene Ontology annotation, molecular function: guanyl-nucleotide exchange factor activity; protein binding. The record is from RefSeq and is a predicted model, not a curated record. Gene Ontology annotation, cellular component: cytosol.